UCCAAUGGAUACCUUCACAUUUCAACUUCAGGCACUCCAUUAAUCAGCCAGCAAAGAUGACUCUUCUGUUCAAGCCGAUGUCGCUGUGUGUAGUGUUCGUCUUACUAAGCGCUACGGCCGCGCAGCAAUACGCUUCACCACCCGCACGACCUACAUCUUAUGGAGGUGGAGGCGAUGGAGGGGGCAGCAAUGAUUCUCCGGCUUCAUACUCGUAUUCCUACACCAACAAAGACGCUGCAUCUGGCAACCAAUUCGGCCACGGCGAAGAGCGCAACCGGGACUCCACUCAGGGUCAGUACCGCGUCCUCCUACCCGACGGACGGACGCAGAUUGUGCGCUACAACGUCAACGGCAACGCCGGCUACAUUGCUGACGUCACGUACGAAGGCACCGCACACGCCGCGCCACCUAGCGGCGGCGGCAACCAGCUAUCUUAUGGCCAAUAGGUCGCAUAAAACAAGCAGAAAAAUUUCAUAUUGUCAAAAUAGUGACAGGUUUUCUGCAACUGGAACACAUGCGUCAUUUUGGCGGGCUAAACUGGGUCAGGAUGACCCACCUAGAGGCAAGAAAUGCAUCAGUACCUAUUUUGACUCUCACUCAUUUCUCUCUUGAAGACACUGGAGCACAGAUUGUUAAAUUUGUUGGCCAAAUAACCAAUUUAGAUCGUUUUUGAAAUUUGAAUCUGCUGAAAUAUACGUCGAUUGCAAAUAAACCCUCUCACUUAA
Molecule: messenger RNA, 725 nt
Organism: Hyalella azteca
Lineage: Eukaryota; Metazoa; Arthropoda; Malacostraca; Amphipoda; Hyalellidae
Product: pro-resilin
Exons: 4
Coding region: 57-446 (129 amino acids)
Cellular component (GO): extracellular matrix
Source: RefSeq, a predicted model, not a curated record